This is a messenger RNA of Oldenlandia corymbosa var. corymbosa, 480 nucleotides long. NCBI's taxonomy places the organism in Eukaryota, Viridiplantae, Streptophyta, Magnoliopsida, Gentianales, Rubiaceae. The record is from the annotation of a GenBank genome assembly.
AUGGCGGAUGCAGUUAUUGGUGCCACUAUACAAGUUCUGCUGGAGAAGGCAAUAUCUCUUGCUACUGAUAGGAUUUCUUUGGUGUUUGGAUUCGAGAAGGAAUUGGAAGUCUUGCGAGAAUCUGCUCGAAUGGUCCAAGCUGUUUUGGCCGAUGCUGAUGAUAAGCAAACUGAAAGCGAAAUGUGCAUUUUUGGAGUGUUGAGUUCUAAGAUCAGUGAGGUCAAUGAGAAUCUGGAAAGCUGCAAUCUGAAAGCCACAGAGAUUGAGUUGAUCAGAACUUGUUUGCACCCUGAACCUGCUUCUACUUCUUCUGUAGCUCCUUGUAGCAAUAGUACUGAAAAACUCAAAAGAAGUCGAGAAAGCAACUCUAUUGCUCCAGAGUUUGUUGUCGGAAGAUCUGAAGAAAAAACUGACAUUGUGGCUACUCUGCUAAGAUCCUCUAGAUUGAUUUUAGGGUCACUAAGGGGAGAUGUAGGUUAA